AGAUCAUGAUCCGUGCGGGUUGCAUUUGCGUUCGUGUUCGGAAGGCCUGGGAUCGUAGCCUUGUGUUGGUCGGCACUGGAGAGUUAAAUACCACCAUGUAGUCGUUAAUUGUGGAUGCAGCUCUUAUCAAUUGUAUGCAAACGUCAGGUGCAUCAUGGCCAGGACAACAGACUACUCGUCAAUAGCCUGGGGUAACCCAGAGAAGACCGGAGCCGCGUUUGAUUUCAGAAGCGAUGUUGUGACCACACCUUCGCGCGCUACUCUUGCGGCUAUCGCGUGUGCGACUCUCAACGACGAUGUGUAUAACGAGGAUACGACAACCGCAGAAUUCGAGAACGAUAUGGCAGCGCGGUGUGGCCACGAGGCCGCAGCAUUCGUCAUCACAGGGACAAUGGCAAACCAGCUGGCUCUCCGCAGCCUUCUAUAUCAGCCUCCUCACUCAAUCCUCACUGACGCCCAUUCCCAUAUUAUACACUGGGAAGCUGGGGCAGCUUCGUUCUUGUCAGGGGCCGCUAUUCAGGCCGUCCGCCCUGUGAACGGCCGUCACCUCACGCUCGAUGAUAUUCGGAAGCAUGCGAUUUGGACUGAUGACGUUCACAAGUGUCCGACACGUGUCAUCAGUCUGGAGAACACAACCUCAGGCAACAUCAUACCGCUAUCUGAUAUGAGGAUGAUCAAGGCAUGGGCGGAUGACCGUGGAAUUCUUGUGCACCUGGACGGAGCCCGUCUGUGGGAAGCUGUCGGCACGGGCGCAGGAACGUUGAGAGACUUCGCUCAAUGUGCACACCUGACAACCCUAGACUUCAGCAAGAAUCUAGCAGCACCAAUGGGUGCCAUGGUGGUCGGUUCUCGUCGUGCAAUCACGGCCCUGAAAAGAAUCCGGAAAGGCCUUGGCGGCGGCAUGCGUCAGGCAGGCAUCUUGGCCGCAGCUGCGAGACAGUCCGUUUUCGAGCACUUCGGUGGGGGCAUAGUGUGUACCCAGCCUCAUUUGAUCAAAAGCCAUCUCAUGGCUCAACGAGUUGCACAAGCCUGGACCAAUCGCGGAGGUCGCCUGCUCCGUGAUGCCGAAACCAACAUGGUAUGGCUCGAUCUCAACGCGUCUGCAGUCGAUAUCAAUUCAUGGAACUCAAUAGGCAAGAAGCAUGGUAUUAUGCUUAACGGGAAAAGGGUUGUCACUCACCAUCAGUUGUGUGAAGCAGCAUUCUCUUUACUCGAUGUUGUCAUGGAUGAAGCCCUAGAUCUCGUCCGGUACGGGUCCAAUGAGGAACGGGUGCGAAAGACAAAAUUAUAAUGCCAAAGCAUUAAUGCCCAUAUAGGCCAUGGCCUGGAAGCAUGGUCUUGCUGCCGUUGGAUCUGGUCACAGUGCUCAUCCACUCAACCAGAUGCCAAGUAGUCCCAAUGCAGGUCCCGCUAACAGCCGUAUACAAGCGUGCUGACAUGAAUCGUAGACAGGCAAG
Molecule: messenger RNA, 1457 nt
Organism: Microdochium trichocladiopsis
Lineage: Eukaryota; Fungi; Ascomycota; Sordariomycetes; Xylariales; Microdochiaceae
Product: beta-eliminating lyase
Exons: 2
Coding region: 155-1291 (378 amino acids)
Biological process (GO): L-threonine catabolic process; glycine biosynthetic process
Cellular component (GO): cytosol
Molecular function (GO): L-allo-threonine aldolase activity
Source: RefSeq, a predicted model, not a curated record